UGAGGGUGCAGAUAGAGGACCACUCCUCUGCCCGCAUAUGAUUUCCUCUCCUCUCCUCUCUCCUGUCUGGGCUCGCUGGUGAGGAGGGGGAGGGUGGUCUUGCAGUAGACGAGAGGAACAGGAGUUUAUUGAGGAGUAGCUGCAUCGGGUGGGAGGAAUCCAAAACGAGCGUCGUCGCCUUGCGGAUGAUAGUAACAUUCUAAAUUGACAAAUCAUCACUUUUUCUUCGCGCGAGAGGCUGCGGAGCGAAUUGUUUAACUUGUUGAUGCGACGCUAUUGUGCUUUUUUUUCGGGUCUUUCUCCGUCGUCUGGCUGCAGUGGCUGAUAGAUGGGUGGUGGACUAUCUGAGUGGAAUCUUUUUAAUAAACUCCCCGCGGAUGCUGUUUAAAGAGGUGGCAUUUUAAGAUGCAAUUCAUCUCAUAGCGCUGUGGAAACCGGAGCCGGGUCGCAUCAGUUCUAACAGGUCACAGCAUGGCAGCAGGUGUAGCGGCGUGGCUCCCGUUCGCGCGAGCGGCGGCCAUCGGGUGGAUGCCCGUGGCCAGCACCCCGAUGCCCAUCCCGCCGCAAGACAAGCGGAAAGCCCAGGACGGACUCAUCAUCCUCAACGUGAGCGGCACCAAGUUUCAGACGUGGAGAACCACUCUGGAGAGGUACCCGGACACUUUGCUGGGCAGCACCGAGCGCGACUUCUUCUUCCACGAGGAGACCAACGAGUACUUCUUCGACCGCGACCCCGACAUCUUCAGGCACAUCCUGAAUUUCUACCGCACCGGGAAACUACACUACCCGCGCCAGGAGUGCAUCUCCGCCUACGACGAGGAGCUGGCGUUUUUCGGGAUCAUCCCUGAGAUUAUUGGGGACUGCUGUUAUGAGGAAUACAAGGACCGGCGGCGGGAAAACGCGGAGAGACUUCAAGACGACGAGGAGAUGGACAUGAACAAUGACGUCACGCCGGUCAACCUGACGGUGCGGGAGUACCUGUGGCGGGCUUUUGAGAACCCGCACACCAGCACCUUGGCGCUGGUCUUCUACUACGUCACCGGCUUCUUCAUCGCCAUAUCGGUCAUGGCCAACGUGGUGGAGACGGUCCCGUGCGGGAGCCUGCCCAACAGGUCCAAGGAAGUUUCCUGCGGGGACCGCUACGCGCUGGCCUUCUUCUGCCUGGACACCGCGUGCGUCAUGAUCUUCACCGUCGAGUAUCUCCUGCGCUUGAUCGCGGCUCCCAGCAGAUACAAGUUCAUGAAGAGUGUGAUGAGCGUCAUCGACGUGGUGGCCAUCAUGCCUUACUACAUCGGGCUGGUGAUGACGGACAACGACCAGGUGAGCGGCGCCUUCGUCACGCUGCGAGUCUUCCGGGUGUUUCGGAUUUUCAAGUUCUCCCGGCACUCGGCGGGUCUGCGCAUCCUGGGCUACACCUUGAAGAGCUGCGCCUCCGAGCUGGGCUUCCUGCUCUUCUCCCUCACCAUGGCCAUCAUCAUCUUCGCCACGGUCAUGUUUUACGCGGAGAAAGGCUCCUCGGCCAGCAAGUUCACCAGUAUCCCCGCGGCCUUCUGGUACACCAUCGUCACCAUGACAACGCUCGGGUACGGUGACAUGGUGCCAAAGACGAUCGUUGGGAAGGUGUUUGGGUCCAUAUGCUCUCUGAGCGGGGUGCUGGUCAUCGCCCUUCCUGUCCCUGUCAUAGUAUCAAACUUCAGUCGCAUCUACCACCAAAGCCAGCGGGCGGAAAAACGACGAGCCCAGAGGAAAACUCGGCUUGCUAGAAUCCGUGCUGCGAAGAUUCGAGGCACUAAUGCCUAUAUGCGCUACAAACAAAAUGGGCUCCUGAUCGACUCACUGGAGGAGGCCUCCAAGGAGGCAGGACAAGCCCUGGUGGGGAAGCCCCCCUCCCCUCCUUUUGAGAGCCAGCAUCAUCACCUGCUGCACUGCCUGGAGAAGACCACGAAUCACGAGUUUGUGGAUGAGCAGACGUUCCAGGCCAACUGCAUGGAGAUCUCUGUGAUGAACAAGUCAGGCUCACGUACUUCAUCACUGUCCUCCUCCCCGCAUGGAUUCAGCUCCUGCUGCUCGCGGCGCCACAGGAAAAAGAGCAGCUUCAGCCUGCCAAGCACAAACAACCAGGAGCUGAGCACCAUCCAGAUACGAGAGAGGCCGGUGGUCAACAGCCGCGCCAGCCUGAACGCCAAACUGGACAUGACGGUGCCCUUGAAGUGUGACGAGUCCUACAUCACCCCUGCCAUGGUCAGCCUGUCCGUCCCAGUGGUGACCUCAUCAGACGGGGACGGCUCCACCACCACCUCCUCGUACUCUCAGAGCAACAUUGUCCGAGUAUCGGCCUUGUAGACGUCUGGGCCAGUCAGCCGACGGGUCGGAACAAGCACCGGAUGCUGAGGAGAGGGACCACCGAGCAUCAACCUGCCAUAAUCUAGAUGGAUUACAAGAUCAGCAGAGGUUUUUCCUUUUUCUUUUGAAGUAGUGAUCUCAUCUGAUGUCAACCGCUGCAUGGUGUUCCAGUCAUGUGGACAGCUGAUGGUGAAGCGACCAGCAGAUCUUGCCUCAUGAAGCACAGCAGAGCAGAGACACGCUGCCACUGGAUCGUUGUUGCCUACACAUUCUGAAAAAAAAAAGAAGAAAAAAAAAAAGACUUUAUUUUUGAAUCUGCGAUGAAGUUGUUUUCCUCGUCUUCUGUGAGGGGCAGAUGUUCAACGACGGGUCUUAAUGGCCGCUGAAGCACACACGUUCAUUAACCAAGAGGCUUCUCUGUGAAUAUUCAACCGCUCGCGCCGUUUUUUUGUUAUGUUUUUUUAGAAGCCGGUUCCCAACGGUCACUGAUGUAAAUUCAGACAUGCAUCCUCUGGAAUGUUGUGAAUAUUCUUUCAUUCAUUCGUUCAUCGGUGUCAUCGCUUGAAGAGUAAAACAAUGUGCCGCGCAUCAUGCCAUGUCUGUGAAACGUGCCAGUGGAAGUCAACAGUUUGUGUUUUCGCUUUCAUACUCGACACUGACAUGUGAGAUCCGCCACCGCCAAUAAGUAAAUACUAUCGAGAGACAUGAAACGCUCCCAUCGGCCUUGGAGGUAGGAGUACGACUAAUAAUGUUCAGUGUACGGCCAAUUCCCAACCACUUCCUGCCGAAAAAGCAAGACGUCACUGUGUUCAAUGGCCAUUUUUGUAGUUUUAUUUUUAUCAUGCUGUAAAUAUCUCAGAACUUUAUCGACCACAUUUGGAUCCAGUUCUUUCUAGAUUUAGUUGACAGUUGUUGACACACUAUUUCUGUCUGUUAACGGGUUGAAUUAAGGAUUUGCAUGCUGCCAUCCGCCGAAUUCUGUUUUUAUUGAAAGUAAGCCUUUUGUCUUUGCUUCCUGUCGAGGCUUUGCCAGUCAGAAUCAGACCAUGGAAACAGGUGAGUGAUGGUUGUGUAAUGAUGUCACUUCUACAAAUCAUGGACUUGAUCUAUGAGCGGAUUAAAAGGGAAAAAUUCAAACAUUGUGCAUUUGGUGCAGUGGAUCAAUAAAUACUGUAGCUCAACUGAAUCAUCCACUCCAAUGACCCAUGUCUGUUUUUUUUAUUUUUUUUAAGUCAAAAGCAACCAAAUGCAGAUGUUCUGAGGCAGAUUUGCCCAUUUAGUAGGUACCAAAACAUGCAACUCAUUGGGUCACUUAAAUGUGGCCCUUAUAAAUUAUAUAAAUAGUAUCUCAUUUUAUCUGUUUGUUUUCUCUCCAAAUGGCAAGUAACACUUGCAAUGAACAUUUUAAAUAAAUAAUUAAUAUUUCUUCUAAAAAGGAUAAAAUACAUUCCUUUCCCGGUCCCUCAAAAUAAAGAAGAAAAAAUACCUUGUAUAAAGUGCUUUCAUUAUUUAUGCAUAAUAAAACUGCAUAUAACAUCACGGUGUAAUAAUCCCUUUUUUUUUUUUUUUUUUCUUGCAAAAUUGAAGUAACAUUUUUGCCUCGUUGGCUCGCACAACAAUCACAGUAUGUAAUGUGGCCCCUUCAAAAAAUGACUUGCCCACCCCAGUGGUACGUUUGCUAAUGUAACUAUGAAGUUUGUGGAGUUUACAUGGUCUUGGAUGAGAAGAUGCAACAACCCAUCCGAGUUAUCAGUGGUAGGAAUCGUGUCUAUAUUUAGUAUGUUGUAAAGAUAUGUGCGCACAUCUAGGUGCAAUGAGAAGAAGUCACCCUCAUUUAAAAAUUGUUUUUUAUGUUGCCACCAAACAGAGGAGAGCACUGUAUGGAUGUGCAGAUCUGUCCAUCUCUGAUGUGCUUGUAAAAGUGAUUUCUCUCAGGAUGGAUGACCAACGGUUUAUUAAUGUCACGUGAUCAAGGAGAUCGCAGGCCCCAAAAAGUUCUGGAUCAACUGUCUCCAUGUCAAAUUUGACUACACCAGAGCACUCUGGGGUAAAACAUUACUGAAAUUAAGAAGAAACGUUAUGCUUUUUCUGGUUAAAAUAGAUUUUUUUUUCAAGCACUAAAUGCUGUUUUGGAGCUGUCCAUGGUCCUGAGUUAAAUAGUUUCAGACCACACUGGUAACAGAUGCAGUGUGUUGAGGGAAAGCAGUCCAUACUCUUUAAUAUGUACAAACAGAGAACUAAAUAAAUCUUCCCCCAGCUUCUCUCCACGGAUGAGCAAUGUUGCUGUCAGAAAUAAAUGGUGACGCCAUACAAUGAAGCGUAAAGCAAUGAAUCUGAUGCUUGAUCAAGACUUAUUUUUAAUUUUAGAACAGAUUUGUCUGCUGGAGUCCAAGAAAAGCACGACACUGCUAGUCAUUUUGGUGGUCACAAGCUCACUGGGAGGUCGGGAUUUUGAUAAAACCUGGAAAGCAGAUGUAUGUCAGCUAUUCAAGGAGCAAAAGAGUCUUUUGUGUUGUUAUCACUGACUCAAGCUAAAGGAGCAGAACUUGCUUUUCUUGUGCUAAACACACACAAAUACUGCAAACUGUAAAACUACUAGAGAUUUCGGUUUUAAUUUGAUUUUACAGGAAGAACGUACAUUGAUGGAGCUUGCAUGCUUUCUGCCUCCCAGGGAUUCUCUGGUGAAUCAUGGGCCACGUGACGCCCGUCAGAAAACAACUGUUUUCACUCCCGUUUUGAAUUUUAUACAGUGAUCUUUGAAUUAUCGUGUCUGUUUUAGUCCUAUUUUUGUCGUGUUACGCAACGUUGUAAUAACAAGGUGCAGGAUGGACAUGUGGGGACGUGACUGGCCCUGUGGGGGGCUCUUAGUUGUGGUGUCCCUGGAGUGGAAGUAGCAGGCCUCCACGACGCCCCACAUGCUGAGAUAAUUACAUCCAACCGAGCCGCUCCGGAACCUUCCCACAAGUCGGACUGCAAGAUAAUACAGAGGCUGAUGGAAUUAAGACUCUUUCAUCCCUUCAAACAUGUUUACACUGACAGCAGACGACAAAAACACACAUUAUUUAUUCAAUUUACUCAAACUACAACUAAAAGACCACAUAGUGGAUAAAGUGAACAAUUUAAACCAAUGAACCCAAAAAUAAAAUCUGGACUAGAAUAUGGCUGCUCACUUUUGCCGGCAACAUUCAGUGUGUCACAGUAAAUUGAACUACUGUAUAUGGCAGCCAUUGUUGGGAAUAUUAUUGUCAUCUUCUCAACAAUGAAGACACAUGAAUGAGAAUGUUAAAUGGAUUCCAAGAGUCGGAGUGAAUGACAUGGAAAUCUAAGCCUUUAAAAGUGACAGUUGGACAAAGCUUCAACAGUCCUGUCCAUUUAGCACUAUUAGCAUUAUUAGAAAUAUAUUAUUAGAAAGCUAAAAAUGAUCAUUUAUUGAUGUUGUAGUCAAGACUGUUUUGAGACCAACGCUAGAAUAGACGCAUUUCAGGCCACUGAUAGUUGCAGUAGUUCUUGACCAACUUCAACAAUGGAAACUUUGGUCUUUCGUCUUAAAAUAAAUAGCAUGAUUGAAAGUUAGUGUUGCUUUAAGACAUUGCGGUUUUGUGCUUCCUUCUGUGUCCAGUACAAGAGGAGGUAGGAAAUAUUAAAAUCAGUACAAGUCACUCGAUCCGUUUAGAUACGUUGGCUGAGACGUGCAAAACACAUUUACAAACUCUUGGAACAAAAUUAAAAAUAGCUAAACAAACUUCUUUAGCAAACACAUUUUGUGCAAGUGUAUUUUACAGUGUAUUUCCAAGUUUGUAAAUAUGUUUUCUGAGUUUGUAACUUUGUUUUUCGAGUCUGUAAGUGUGUUUUUCCAGUUUGUAACACAUCUUAAAACGUCUUCCUGCAUUUAGUUAACUCCCAAUUGUGAUCCUCCACAACUGGUACAAAUGGAACAUUCCAACACCUACUUCAUGAUCAUGAUCAUAAUUUGGUCCCCUCCCAUUCGGUACGAGUCUUCGGAAAAUUUGCACACAGUGGAAACAUGUUUACGUUUUGUGAAAACAAAUUUAUAAACCGAAAACGCAUUAACAGACUUGGAAAUACACUUACAAACUUAGGGAAAAUAAUAAACUUUAUAAAUCAGUUUGAAACACUGUAAAUGCUAUUUGUAAAUUUGUUGCAAGAGUUUGUCUUUUUUUUUUUUUUUAAAUAUGUAUGUGAUGCAGUUCUCUGCCACCGUAGUUACAACCUGCCCAAACCCAACAUCCAUGUUUACUGUCAUGUAGAAGUUCAAUUCUCAGCUAACUGUGCAUUUAAUACAUUUCUCAGAUAUCAAUGUGAAAGUGAACAAUCUAACUGAAGUGACAUCCAGCUCUGACGUUAGUUCCUUCAGUACAAAAACAUCAAGAUUCCUUGGUAAAUAGGGAUCGCACUCUCCUCUUGAGCCGAUGGAACUCAGUCCUGAACUGAGGAUUUAGUGCUGCAUAUAUGAUGGGGUCACUGAGUGAAGUGAUGCAGGCGAUGGACACAGACAGGAUCUCCACAUUCAGAUCCAGCGUCAUCUACGAAGGAUCAGAGCAGAUUAGAGGUGUGCAGCUCACACACCCACGUGCAGCACACACUUACCACUGUAUAUUUGUUUUCGUGAACGGCAAAAUUGAGCAGGAUGGUGGUGAUCAACGGCAGCCAGAACAAGAGGAAGGUCAGGAUGAUGUAGCCGGCACGUUUGGCUAAGUUGCUCUCCUUCCUCUUGGUUGCUCGUUCCCGGCUGGACUUCGCCGGCAUCAUACACACCGCCCCGAGGACUUGUGCUUCCGUUGUAGUCGCUUCAGUUUGAGUCAGACCAGGAUCGAGCGCAGCAACAGCCAAGGCCUCUCCUCCAUUAAUGAGGGAAAGAGGACAUGUUUUGACCAAAUCACUGUGGAUUUUCACUGCCUGUGGUUUUGAGCUUGCAACACUUGCUUCCACCGUGGACGGUUUGCCCUCAGUGGCGCUGUCACUCUGCUCAGAUUUCACUGGGUUCUCACCGGAACCUUCAGGCGAUUUUGUUUCCAUCUGGUUUCUCUUCUCUGUCGCACAGUUCUGUACAAGUUCCGGUUCUUGCAAGGCAACAGAAUCCUUCUUUGACCCGUCUUUUGUCUCCAACUCCACCAGUUCCAGUGGCAUUUGGUUUUUCUCUUCUUGUGGCACUGAUAUCUUCUCAGACACAGGGACAGUCCCCUGGUCAAAUAUCUUCCGAUUGUGUGCUCGCACAUGGGUAAAUAUCCGAGUGUAGAAUCCGAUAAUGACGGCAAAGCAGGCCGCCCACAGAGGGAAAAGUGUGUAAAGUCCAAAUGUAUCAUAAGAGGACGCCUCUCCCUGUGGGGAUCUGCAAUACACAUGAACAGGAGAGUCUUUGAGAAACAUCACGGAAGACAGCGCCAGCAGGACAGCUAAGAUCCAUGUGAGAGGAAUCAACACGAUAAUCCUGCGGCGUCUCUGCACAGUUUUGAAAGGCUGCGCGAUGGCUUGGUACCUCUCAGCGCUGAUGCAGGCCAGAGUUAACAGUUGGACGCAGCAGCUGAAGGAGAAGGAGACGAUUUGGGCGUCACAGAUGAGCUGGUCCAAACGCCUCUGCUGGUGCACAAACAGAACAAUUGUGAAAAGAACCGGACAGUCGACCAGACAUCUGAGAAUAUCUAUCGUGGCCAGGUUCACAACCAGAGCAUUGUUCCACGUCCGCAGGGAUUUUUGGUAGUAGACUGCCAGGAUGACGAACAAAUUUGCUGCGACGCCGACGACCGACGUGAUCCCCAAGAUCAAGCUGUUGGCCGUCACAAAUCCUACAUCAAUGUAUUGGUCCCAGAUGCUGUGGUUCCCAAAUGUGGCUGACAGGUCGCUUUUCAUUUCCAAACUCAAAGGGCUGCCAUGUUCACGCUGAGUCCCCGGACCUGAAUUUUCACUAGAGCUGCUGCUGUUUGGCUGCAGAGUGAACAUUAGUGGAAGAACCUUCCGGGCGGACAAUUAAAGCCAAAGUGUCCGCCCUUUUCAUUAUCGCUCCACGGCUCCAGCAGGUCACCUGGGAGUUUCCCCUCUUCACAUUCAUUAAAAUCUGGGAUGCUGAUUUACAGAAGAGGCAGCUGGAAAAAAAAAAAGUCUUGUUGUUAAUUAAAAAAAAACAGUUAUGUCACUGGAGUCAAUCUACUUUGAAAAGACGGUGGGGUGGUUUAAAGGAUGGGGCAGGUGUCCGUGUCUCGCCAAGGUGAAGCACUUGACGUCAACAGUGGCAGAUGGAUGACUUGGGACUUUUUGACUUUGGCUCAGGAAAUAAAAGGGCGGAUUAGAGCAUUGUGUUGUGUAAUCCUGUUUGCUGAUAAAAGUGUGAAAUGCUCUUUGCUGCAAAUGUGCAAGCUUAUGUACUAUGCCAAAUCUGGGAUUACAUCAACACCAUAUAUUUCCUUGUACAACAACCAGGGAUAUUGAAUUGACUGGGUUCCCAUUAAAAUUCAAAGGAGUUUGCAAAAUAAUAGUAGCAGCAGCCCAAUACAUUUAGAGAAUUAGGUAGGAUAACGUGGGGUGAGCCAGUACAAAAGGAGUGAAGAGAUCUGAAACAAAUACACAUGAUUUACGUCAACGUUGAAGCAAAACUAAACGUUAGUCCGCAGUCCAUUCUCUUCAUCCCCAAAAAUAAAGAGGAGCUCAUUUCUCUCUUGCACACUGAUUCAAAAGAAGGCAACUGGGAAAGUCCAGUUUUAAAACAUGUAAACAAACUUCUGGUGAGGAGCUGAACGGACGGAAUUUUCUGUCUUGCUCUCAAUAAUGACCCUGUAAUGACCCGUGAUAACAUCAGAACGACAGCAGUGCUCUGUUACAUAUUCAUUUUCACAACAGUUUAAUCUUUCUCUGAUGUUCUUCUUCUGUUUUGGAAAAUUAAAUAUAACAUUCACUUGGUUUAGCAGCAGAUUCUAAAGCAUCUGUGUGAAACCUCAAAAUGAACAAACACAAAUACAUCCUUUAUAAGACGUGAACAUAUUACAUUUAAGCUUCUUCUGUAAGUGUGUGCUGACCAGGAGUCAAA
This is a messenger RNA of Synchiropus splendidus (mandarinfish), 9382 nucleotides long. Its product is annotated as potassium voltage-gated channel subfamily D member 2-like. The transcript has 7 exons. Gene Ontology annotation, molecular function: protein binding; A-type (transient outward) potassium channel activity. NCBI's taxonomy places the organism in Eukaryota, Metazoa, Chordata, Actinopteri, Syngnathiformes, Callionymidae. Gene Ontology annotation, biological process: potassium ion transmembrane transport; protein homooligomerization. Gene Ontology annotation, cellular component: voltage-gated potassium channel complex; membrane. The coding region runs from base 472 to 2343 and encodes 623 amino acids. The record is from RefSeq and is a predicted model, not a curated record.